Schizosaccharomyces cryophilus OY26 is the source of this 354-nucleotide messenger RNA. RefSeq names its product bouquet formation protein Bqt2. Bases 1 to 354 code for a protein of 117 amino acids. The transcript has 4 exons. NCBI's taxonomy places the organism in Eukaryota, Fungi, Ascomycota, Schizosaccharomycetes, Schizosaccharomycetales, Schizosaccharomycetaceae. The record is from RefSeq and is a predicted model, not a curated record.
AUGACGCGUAAACCAACUAUGUUUCGAGGAAAGUGUGCAUAUUUUGAUGAAACAGUUCCUUCUCAUUUAAUUGCACUAUGGCAAAUACACAAUGGAGGGACAAAAUUCCUUCCUGAAGGAUAUCAUAAAUUUGAUUAUGCUUUCUCUAUGAACGUUGGAAAGAAGAUACGACUUUCCAUAUAUCAAACUCUCUGCACAACUUCUCCUUGGUGGAUUGCAGAGCAAGUUAGUUCUUUGAGAAGAGGAAAACCAAAAGUUGCUCCAUUAAUUCAUUUUAAUGAAGUGGAACCUUUAUACGUCGAUCAUCGAAUUCAAACAGUAUAUUUGCAACCAAUUCAUUCCCCUAAUUAUUAA